AAAUAGUAAACAUGUGGUUGUUUUACUUAUGGCUUUAUAUAGAUGGUAUACUGUUUUAUUGUAUUUUGGUAAUAUAGACGAACCCAGACCAUUUACUGAUUUAUUGAUGAUAACGCGCUGAUUGUGGUGUCCAUGAUGUUUGGGCUGUUUAUGAUGAUUUAAAUUGUGAUUAUGAUGAUGAUAAUAAUGAUUAUUAUUGCACUGCUGUUGUUGCUGUUGUUGUUGAUGACGAUCGUGAUAAUGUUGCUAUUGAGGAUGAUGAGGAAGAGGAGGAGGAGAACGAAGAAACAGAGAAACAAAAUUAAGAUUCUUCUUGAUCUUUUUAAAAUUGCAAUAUCACUGCAAGAUGAUAUCUGUGUACUUGAAGUUUGCGGAACAUUCAAGACGAGAGAAGGACACGUCAAGCAGUCCUGCCCGCAACGCAAUUGCCUCAGGCGCCAGAUGUUGGAAGAGGAGAUCAUGAUGUAAUGGACGCUCUACAGGACACUUGAAGCAGUCCUGCCCGCUACACAACUGCCUCAGGUGCCAGAUCACGGGGAGGAGAUCACGAUGCAAUGGACGCUCUAUGGGACGCUUGAAGCAGUCCUGCCCGCUACACAAUUGCCUCAGGCGCCAGAUCACGGGGGAGGAGAUCAUGAUGCAAUGGACGCUCUACGGGACGCUUGAAGCAGUCUUGCCCGCUACACAACUGCCUCAGGUGCCAGAUCACGGGGAGGAGAUCACGAUGCAAUGGACGCUCUACGGGACGCUUGAAGCAGUCCUGCCCGCUACACAAAUGCCUCAGGUGCUAGAUCACGGGGAGGAGAUCACGAUGCAAUGGACGCUCUACGGCAGUCUGGAGAACCCGGCUACCGUUGCGCAGAGAGCAGACGUGUCCAUCUGAGUAAUCGACACGAAGAAGAAGAGUACCGGUAUAUUCUUCAGUGAUGCUCCAUUGACAGCAUUAGAGUACCACAUGCUGGGAUAUCAAAUCAUGUUUUGCCAACAUUUAUUUUUGUCACAACAUCUGUAGCAGCUUUAAGUUGUGUUUAUCUUGUAUGUAACGCAAUGAUAAGGUGGCUAGGCUGUGUACAGUAAAUACCAUUUUUGCUACUGUUUGUUCAAAAUGUGUGAUUUAAUAUCAGAAUGUAGCUUGAACAAGGUGGGAAUUGACAUUUACGAAUAAAGUCAUCUGCAUACUCGUAUAUUCCUAUAUGGCUGGUCUACAUUGCUUCCUUGUAAUACUGCAUACUCGCAUAUUCCUAUAUGGAUGAUCUACCUUGCUCCCUUGUAAUACUGCAUAAUCGCAUAUUUCUAUAUGGAUGGUCUGCCUUGCUCCCGUGUAAUACUGCAUAAUCGCAUAUAUAUAUAUGGAUGGUCUGCCCUGCUCCCUUGUAAUACUGCAUACUUGCAUAUUUCUAUAUGGAUGGUCUAAUUUGCUCCCUUGUAAUACUGCAUAAUCGCAUAUUCCUAUAUGGAUGGUCAGCCUUUCUCCUUUGUAAUACUGCAUACUAGCAUAUUCCUAUAUGGAUGGUCUGCCUUGCUCCCUUGUAAUACUGCAUAAUCGCAUAUUCCUAUAUGGAUGGUCUACAUUGCUCCCUUGUAAUACUGCAUACUCGCAUAUUCCUAUAUGGAUGGUCUACCUUGCUCCCUUGUAAUACUGCAUAAUCGCAUAUUCCUAUUUGGAUGGUCUACCUUGCUCCCUUGUAAUAAUGCAUAAUCGCAUAUUCCUAUAUGGAUGGUCUACAUUGCUCCCUUGUAAUACUGCAUACUCGCUUAUUCAUAUAUGGAUGGUCUGCCUUGCUCCCUUGUAAUACUGCAUAUUCCUAUAUGGAUGGUCUGCCUUGUUCCCUUGUAAUACUCGAAUAUUCCUAUAUGGAUGGUCUGCCUUGCUCCUUUGCAAUACUCGCAUAUUCCUAUAUGGAUUGUCUGCUUUGCUCCCUUGUAAUACUCGCAUAUUCCAAUAUGGAUGGUCUGCCUUGCUCCCUUGCAAUACUGCAUAUUCCAAUAUGGAUGGUCUGCCUUCUCCCUUACAAUACUGCAUAUUCCUAUAUGGAUGGUCUGCCUUGCUCCCUUGCAAUACUGCAUAUUCCUAUAUGGAUGGUCUUCCUUCCCCUUGCAAUACUGCAUAUUCCUAUAUGGAUGGUCUGCUUUGCUCCCUUGUAAUACUCGCAUAUUCCUAUAUGGAUGAUCUGCUUUGCUACCUUGUAAUACUCGCAUAUUCCUAUAUGGAUGGUAUUCCUUGCUCCCUUGUAAUACUCACAUAUUCCUAUAUAGAUGGUCUGUUUUGCUUCCUUGUAAUACUCACAUAUUCCUAUAUGGAUGGUCUACCUUGCUCCCUUGUAAUACUGCAUUCUCGCAUAUUUCUAUAUGGAUGGUCUGUCUUGCUCUCCUUUUAUACUGCAUAUGGGACAGGGAGAUCACUGUGAAGAGUUGGGCACGAUUUGAGCUCAGAAUUGUACCUCCUGUCAUGUGCAUUUUUACUUAGCUUAGUGACUAUACUUAAGUGUUAUAUGAUUGUGUAUAUGUGUGUGUAUUCUCCAUGUUUAUUUAUUGAAUGCAACACAUCGUCAUUUUAAUGACAGAUAGAUGUUGUUCAAAAUUCAUGAUUUUAACAAUAAUAACACUAUGUUAGGAAUAAAGGAUUGUCUCGAUAUUAUUUUAGAAAAAUAUUACACAUAAUUAAAAUCUUCACAGUCACAAAUAUGCAUAGCAAACCAGCAAAUAAAGAGUGUUUUUAAUAUCAAAUGAAAUUAUGCAAACUAAUACAUACUUAAAGGAACAAUUUUAAACGAAACUGGUUGGGCAUGCCUUAUUUGUGUUGGAAAUUUGAAUUAAGAAACAUAUUAUUAAAUAUUAAAUGAUAAAUUUUGAAUGUUUUAAAUACUAUUU
Dreissena polymorpha is the source of this 2871-nucleotide messenger RNA. RefSeq lists its product as uncharacterized. The record is from RefSeq and is a predicted model, not a curated record. The transcript has 2 exons. The coding region runs from base 566 to 883 and encodes 105 amino acids. Lineage: Eukaryota; Metazoa; Mollusca; Bivalvia; Myida; Dreissenidae.